Messenger RNA from Ziziphus jujuba (common jujube), 4891 nucleotides. Its product is annotated as putative disease resistance RPP13-like protein 1. Gene Ontology annotation, biological process: defense response to other organism. Gene Ontology annotation, molecular function: ADP binding. Lineage: Eukaryota; Viridiplantae; Streptophyta; Magnoliopsida; Rosales; Rhamnaceae. The record is from RefSeq and is a predicted model, not a curated record. The transcript has 2 exons. The coding region runs from base 565 to 2133 and encodes 522 amino acids.
UACGUGAAGGUUCCAUUAUAAAAGUCACCAAGCAACAAAACCAAGAGUUUUCUACGCCAUUAAAAUGAUUAGUGACAAACACGCCAAUGAAUCAUAAUUAUUUUGGAUGACUCUGUCUACGCAGGCUGCCAACUGCCACAAAGGAAUUAUACUGACUAAAUCAAUGGAGACUCAGAUGGAUGGUAUAAUCAUCUAUGAUUGAAAAUUCAAGGAAGGACAAUGUAAAUAACCAUCAUACGGUGGAAAAUUCCGUGCAUCAAAUUAGUUUGACAACAACAACAAAAAGAGAGAAAAACAAAAAAAGAGAGAGAGAGAGAGAGAGUCAUAGUCUAUGCUAACUGUUCUCAGAUUAAUUCUUAAUCUUUCAAAGAAGCUUUCCAGUGAAAUUUAUUAAUCUGGGUGGUCUGGUUUUGCUUCACGGAAACAACAAUGGUGGCGGGAGAGAUCUUCAUAGCAGCGCUCAUACAGGUGCUGUUAGAGAAGUUGAUGUCUAGGGAUCUGCUAGACUUUGCUCGCCAUGAAGGUAUUCACAAGGAGCUUAAGAAAUGAAGCACAACACUAGAGAUGAUUCAAGCCGUGCUCUCUGUCGCAGAGGAGAAGCAACUUACCAGCAAGUCUGUGAAACUCUGGCUGGAUGAUCUCAGAGACUUGGCUUAUGACACGGAAGAUAUGCUGGAGAAGCUUUUUACAGAACUGCUGCGGCGCAAGAUAGAGAAUUUGCAUCAAGCUAUCUCAAGUGAGGUAUGGAGCUUCAUCCCUACUUGUGGUACUGGCUUUGGAAAUUUAAUGUUUAAUUUCGUUUCGGAAAUUAAUGAAACCACUAGAAGGUUGGAAGGUAUAUCUCAAAGGAAAGAUAGUCUUGGUUUAAAUGAUAUUGAUGGAUCUAUGAUGGAAUGGAAAAGGCCACCAAGUUCAAGUUUUCCUGAUGGUCCAAUGAUUGGAAGAGAUGUAUACAAGAGGAAAAUAGUUAAAUUGCUGUUAAGGAAUCAGCAAAGCAAUCUCAAGUUUGAUAUGGUUGGCAUAGUUGGGAUGUCUGGACUUGGAAAGACAACACUUGCAGGGUUGGUGUUCAAUGAUGAUGCCAUGAAACAUUUUGACAUAAAAGUUUGGGUUUCUGUUUCGGAUGACUUUAAUUAUGUGAGGUUAACAAAGGCAAUUCUUAAAUCAAUCAAAUUGGAAAGUGAUACGGAUGAGGAGUUCCGUAAACUUCAGGAACAUUUGAGUAAAAUAUUGGUAGACAAUAAGUUUUUGAUUGUUUUAGAUGAUGUCCGGAAUACCAAAAAUGAUCUUCAUGAUCUCUGGUUAACCUUUCAAUCCCCCUUCAGAGCUGGAGCUCCAGGAAGUAAGAUAAUUGUCACAACAAGAGAAGUAGAUGUAGCAAAGGCAAUGGGAGCAGUUCGAAAUUAUACUCUGGAGUGUGUAUCAGAUGAUGAUUGUUGGAAUGCAUUUGUGCAGCAUGCAUUCUUCAUAAGAAAUAUUAGUGAGGUGCCAAAUUUGGGAUCACUAAGGAAGAAAAUUAUUGCAAAAUGCAAUGGCUUGCCCUUGGCAGCACGAACUCUUGGUGGCCUUCUACAUUGCAGAGAAAUAAAUGAAUGGGAGGAUAUAUUGAAUGACAAAUCAUGGACCUUAUUGAAUCAGAGUAACAUUCUCCCAUUGUUAGGAUUGAGCUACUACUAUCUCCCUUCCCCUUUGAAAAGGUGUUUUGCCUACUGCUCAGUACUUCCAGAAGACAAUGAAUUUGAGGAAAAACAAUUGAUCCUCUUAUGGAUGGCGGAAGGGUUGAUUAAGCAACCAGAAGGGAGCCGACAAAUAGAAGAUUUGGGCAGAGAGUAUUUCCGUGAGCUAUUGUCAAGGUCAUUCUUUCAGAAAUCAAGAAAGGAUGAAUCAAAGUAUGUUAUGCAUGAGCUCAUGAAUGAUUUGGCUCAAUGGGUUGCAGGAGAAAUAUGUUUUAGGUUGGAAGAUGAGCUGGAUGGUGACAACAAUGCAGGACUUUUGAAAAGGCUCGUUGCUCAUCUUACAUUAAAGCUGGCCUGGAUGGCAUUCAAAGGCUUGGAGCCUUCUCCAAAUUCAAGCAUUUGUAGACUUUCCUACCACUUGCACAAUCAUAUUCAUAUAAUGAGCGUGGUUUCUUGAGUGACAAUGUUACUUUUCACAUAAUUCCAAAAUUACAAUAUCUAAGGGUGCUUCCUUUGAAGGGCUACUGCUUAGUAAAUCUACCAGACUCAAUUGGUGACCUAAAGCUUCUAAGACAUUGCUGUUAGAAUGCUGCAAUGAUGUAGGUGAAUUGCCCACUGGUAUGAAGAAUCUAACCAACUUGCGUCAUCUCAACAAUUCAAGUCAAUAUAGUUUGAAAGGAAUGCCUCCAGAUCUAGGAAAACUGACCAAUCUCCAAACGUUGCCUAACUUUCUUGUGGGAAAAGACAGCGGCUUCUCAGGAGUUGGAGAGUUAGGAUCAUUAUUGCAUCUUCGUGGGAUGCUAAGAAUCGCAAGACUAGAGAAUGUGAAUGAAGCAAAGGAUGCAGCAAUGGCCAACUUAGCUGGCAAGAAUGGCAUUGAUGCAUUGCAACUGGACUGGUAUAAAGGAGAAAUAACUGAUAUAGACGUCCUUGAAAUGCUGCAGCCACCUAGGAUGCUCAAGGAGCUUACUCUGAUAAGGUAUGGCGGUCUGAAAUUUCCAUCUUGGAUGGGAAAUCCUUCAUUGGCUAAUAUGGUGCUAAUUAGGCUAGAAGAUUGUAAGGGAUGCAGAUUCUUGCCCCCACUUGGACAAUUGGUCUCACUAAAAGAACUUAUUAUAAAAAGGAUGUCAGGGGUAGAAAGCAAAGGCAGUGAGUUUUAUGGGGAGGGUUGUUUGAAUCCUUUUCCAUUAUUGGAAACCAUUUCCUCUGAGAAUAUGGAGAACUGGAAAGACUGCUUUCCAGUUGAAACUACUAAUGGGAUGGAAGGGUUCCCUCGGCUGAAAGAGCUUGUUGAUGCCAGAAGUUGAAGGGGAAAUUACCUCAUAUCCCUUCUACGCUAUCAAAACUUGUGGUAGAUGAUUUUCCUGAGCUGGUAGUUUCAAUUCCAAGGAAUCAAAUGCUUUGCGAGUUAGACAUCGAGAAUUGUAAAGAGGUGGUGUAUGAAGAUGAAGCAGACGUCAUGUCACUCAGGUCUAUUAAUAUUUCUCCUGCUGCAGAGUUUCAGUACCUAGCAGAAGGAUUCAUGCAAGGUUUGAGAAGAUUAAAGGAUUUGAAGGUCUGUAGUUGUGAAGGAAUGUCAUUUCUGUGGCAUGAUGAAUUGCAACAGCUGACAUGUCUUCGUCAUUUAAUAAUUGAUGACAGUUCCUUACAGCAUCCCAUACUGGAUGGAGAAGAAACAAGACAGGUAGAGUUGUGGUUGCCUACCAAACUCGAAACUCUGGAAUUAAGGAAAUGUGACAAUCUUGUUAAGGUACCCGAAGGAUUGCACCUAACAUCACUUCAAGAGCUACACAUAUAUGAGUGCCCAAGUCUCAUAUCGUUUUCGGAGUCCGGUUUGCCAUCUUCUCUCCAAGUUUUGAAGAUUGAAAACUGCAAAAAUCUGAUAUCCUUGGUGCAAGAGGAGGAGUACAGUAAUUGUGCAGCUACUUGUCUGGAGUCUUUGGUUAUUAGAAACUGUCCAUCUCUUAAAUCCAUAUCAUCAUCCAAUGGCAGCUUACCAGCAAGGUUUAAACACCUUUCCAUCAGGUAUUGUCCAAAUCUCCAGUGUUUAUCAUGGGGCAAGUUACCAGACAACCUUAGAAAGCUUGAAAUAUAUGAUUGUGACAAUUUAAUUUGCUUAUCAUCGUCCUGUGAGCUACCUGAGGCGCUUGAAAGCUUCCAGAUCUGGAGUUGCAAUAGGCUUGACUCCUUGAAAGCCACAUUGCCCAAAUCGCUUAAAAGCCUUCUCAUAUGUAAUUGUGGACAGCUGAAGUGGAUAACAGAUAGGUUUGUUGGCAACAAUUGUCUUCAAUAUAUUUAUAUCAAAUGAUGCAAGGAACUUAGAUCAUUACCUGAGGGCCUCCACCACCUCAUCAAUCUUGGUACACUAAUUAUUGAAAAGUGUGAAAAACUAGUUUCCUUCCCGCAAGGAGGCUGCCAGCUUCAAACCUGAGAAUGAUAUAUGUGAUAUGUGAUAAUAUGGUGGCAUAUCUUAGAGGCAUUCAAAAUCUCAUCUUUCUUCAAAGAUUGGAGAUAUCUUACAGUGAAGGAUUCAUGAAGGUUUUAGAAGAAGUCGGUUUUCCACCAAACUUAAGUUCGCUUACCAUUAGAAAUCUCAAGGUGUGUAAGCCACUCUUGCAGUGGGGAUUGCAUAGAGUCACCUCUCUUAGAAAGCUUCAUUUGAGUGGUGAGGCUACAGAUAUGGUGUCAUUUCCACCUGAACCUGAAGAAGAAGAAGAAGAAGAAGAAGAGAAUGUGGAUGAUGAGCUGCAGGGGAAGAUGAUGUUGCCAAACUCUCUCACCACCCUCAACAUUGAGAGUUUCAAGAACUUGGAUAAGUUAUCUGCGGGAAUUCAAUGUCUCACCUCUCUUCAAUAUCUUUCCAUCUGUUACUGCGAGCAGCUCAAUUCUUUCCUCAAGGGGGGUCUGCCUCUUUCACUGUUGAAGCUCGAAAUCGUUUACUGCCUACUUCUAGGAGAACAAUGUGAACGGGAUGAAGGUCUGCUCUUGCCCGUCAUUUCUCAUAUUCCUUGUGUCGAGUAUGAUUACUUUCAAGUUUGAUUUGUUGUUGUUGUUGUUGUUUUUUUUUUUUUUUUUUUUUUUCCUUUUUUUUUUAAUUUUUUAUUAUUAUUAGUAUUUCAGCUUAGUAAUAGCUCAGCAUUUAAAUGUGCCUCAGUGUCGUAAUUGUUGGAUUAUUGUGGGGCAGUAAUAUUUUUCAGCAUUCAUUUAUUUUCUUG